CGGGAUGGUGACGGGUAGUCGGCCGAUGGGCCAUUAGGAGUCCAGCUAAGAGAAAGGGCGGGACAGGCAGUGAGUACGGCUGCACACUGAGAGGCCAGGAGUCCGGCGGAGUCGGGGAUAAGCUGCUGAUUUAUUGGGUACUUCUCGAACGCCGGCACCAUGUCAAUUAUGUCCUAUAACGGAGGGGCCGUCAUGGCCAUGAAGGGGAAGAACUGUGUGGCCAUUGCAGCGGACAGGCGCUUUGGCAUCCAGGCCCAGAUGGUAACCACCGACUUCCAGAAGAUCUUCCCCAUGGGUGACCGCUUAUAUAUCGGCUUGGCCGGGCUCGCCACCGACGUACAGACCGUAGCUCAGCGCCUCAAAUUCCGGCUGAAUUUAUAUGAACUGAAGGAAGGACGACAGAUCAAGCCUUAUACCCUCAUGAGCAUGGUAGCCAACCUCCUCUAUGAGAAACGGUUUGGCCCCUACUACACUGAGCCAGUCAUUGCUGGCUUGCACCCUAAGACCUUCGAGCCCUUUAUUUGUUCCUUGGACCUCAUCGGCUGCCCCAUGGUGACUGAUGACUUUGUGGUCAGUGGCACCUGCUCGGAGCAGAUGUAUGGGAUGUGUGAAUCCCUCUGGGAACCUGAUAUGGAACCGGAGCAUCUCUUUGAAACCAUCUCCCAAGCAAUGCUGAAUGCCGUGGAUCGGGAUGCCGUGUCAGGAAUGGGGGUGAUUGUCCAUAUCAUUGAGAAGGACAAGAUCACCACCAGGACACUGAAAGCACGGAUGGACUAACCUGUCACCCAUUUUCCUCUCCCAGAGCCCAUUAAUCUUUUCUUAAAAAAAAAAAUAAAGUCAUAAGAUACUUCUUUCUGAGCAA
Messenger RNA from Dromiciops gliroides (monito del monte), 862 nucleotides. RefSeq names its product proteasome 20S subunit beta 3 (gene PSMB3). Lineage: Eukaryota; Metazoa; Chordata; Mammalia; Microbiotheria; Microbiotheriidae. The transcript is spliced from 6 exons. The record is from RefSeq and is a predicted model, not a curated record. Gene Ontology annotation, cellular component: proteasome core complex, beta-subunit complex; proteasome core complex. Bases 160 to 777 code for a protein of 205 amino acids. Gene Ontology annotation, biological process: proteasome-mediated ubiquitin-dependent protein catabolic process.